Molecule: messenger RNA, 3711 nt
Organism: Neoarius graeffei (lesser salmon catfish)
Lineage: Eukaryota; Metazoa; Chordata; Actinopteri; Siluriformes; Ariidae
Product: LHFPL tetraspan subfamily member 7 protein
Exons: 3
Coding region: 222-878 (218 amino acids)
Cellular component (GO): membrane
Source: RefSeq, a predicted model, not a curated record
UGUGCGCGAGCUGUGACUGACAGCGCACGCGCGGUGCUGGGAAGUAGCGCGUGCUGGGAUUUACUCCACUGACGUUUGCCUGAACUUGGUUCUCUGCGCGCGCGCCUGCCUGCCUCAGCCGAGCUCAAGGCUUUUCAUCUUUCCGCGCACUUCACACGUGAUCUCGGCUUCCGAAACACCGGGCUUUAUGUUCGCUUCCACGUAUAGCGCGCGCACUCCAGAUGCAUGUGCUGCCUGACCGGGACAGGAAAGACGCCGCGGUUGGCACCGGCACCAUGUUCAGCUGUGUGGGCUGCUUCUGGCUGCUGCUGUCCGCCGCGCUCGUUGCGCUCUGCAGCUUCAGCUUCAUCUCUCCGGCGUGGAUCGUGAAGGAGCAGCAGCACGGGAGGAGCGGCCACUCGGUGAGUUUCGGCCUGCUCUGGCACUGCUCCGAGUCCCUGGACCACAUGUACACAUGCUACGCGUUUGGAGGCAUCGGGAGGUUCGCUGAGAUUCCCUCCAGCUCCUGGCAGACGAGCGCUGUGCUGUGCUCUGGAGGUUGCGCGCUGUUGGCCGUCAGCUCGCUGCUGGCCAUCAUAACCAUCUUCUUGCCCAGUGGAAACUGCGAGAGGAAGAUCUGCACGCUGGCUGGGUACAUGCAGAUGGCUGCAGUGUUCAUCAUGGCAUCCGGUUUGCUGGUUUAUCCCUUUGGCUUAAACUCCAGUUUGGUCAAGUCCUUCUGUGGAAACUCGGAUGUCUACUACGCCGGUGAAUGCCAGAUAGGCUGGGGUUACAUGUUGGCCAUCGUGGGCGUCAUGCUCACCCUCUUUUUACCCUUCUUUGCCAAGUACGCCCCAAAAGAGCAGCUCCUGCCCACCCCACUGCCCACACUUUUAUAAACCCCCUGCCAUGCCCAUCAUAUCUUCUCUGAGCUGUUACGAUCUGUAUCGCCUCAUUCUUUUUCUUGGCCAACAAUGAUAAUGUUGCCACUUCAGAAUAAGUGUGGCUGGAGAAGUCAUUGUGUUCAUUGUGUGAUGUGCUGCAUUGUCUUCCUUCAUCUGAUAAGCGACUUAUUUUCAUUGGCAUCCCUUGUGGUGGAAACGUUUUUUGGAAAUGCAGAUUCCUGGCAACUCUUUUUUUUUUUUGCCCCCCUUUUCUCACUGCAAACUAAUUUACGCAUUUAAUCACGUAAAAUUAAAUGCAAUUUAAUGCAUCAACACAAAUCUUUGGAAAGGCAACACCAAAACAGCAGAUGAAACUCUGCGAAUGGUAAAUCUAACAAACAUUCUAGUUCUACCUAAUACACAUCUGGAUGCAAAGAUUGCGAGAGAACGAGGAGAAGUUUUCUCCCAAACAUCAGGGAUUAUUCAGAACAUCAAGAGGAAAGCAAGGAACUCAGAAAUCUUUCAUGCAACAUCAAAUAAUAUUCAACUAACCAAGACACGGGAGAGUAGGAAAAUUCUGUUCUUGGAUCCACUGGCUAUGAAAGUUUUCUUCUUCACUAUGGAACCAGGCUGUUGAGCAAAUAAAAAAGGAUUUAUGAUCCUGAUGAAAAUCUGAAAGGGUUUGGAAAAUCUGCCAUAUAUUUAUCCAGUAACAACCAACACUGUGGCUAACAGGCUAGGAGAACAGAAAAACUUUUUCUUAAAAACGUUUACUACACAAACUGGUGUUUUUAUAUAUAUUUUGCUUUAGAACCUGGGCUGUGAUGAGUCAGUGGACGUCCAAACAGCAGUCAGAAAAAUAGUGAAGAGGCUCGUGACCACGUAAAGGAAAAAAAAAAAAAAAUUAUAUAUAUGCCAACAAAAGCACUGACAUUUUCACCACUAAACUUGUGUUGUAAUUUUAAAAUGACCUGAAAACUAAAAAUCUGUGUCUCUGUUUGCCCUCACUUCCAAUCAGUUUUAAGAGGAAUAUUAAAAGUCCAAGCCAUACCCUCGGUUUUGUACUUGGACUUUUCACUAAACUGAAUAUUCAGGAUUAUACAAGAUCAGGAGAAAGGCAAAGAAAAAAAUACCAUAUAAUUACAAAAAGAUAUCCUGAUGGGGAAAAAAAAAUUUAAUUCAACACUGUCUUAAUGGUUGAACAGAAAGCUAUCUAUUUUUAAAGCCCGUUUAACACACUUUUUUUUUUUUUAAAUAGUAGAAGAAAAAAAGUUUUAAGGAGUAGCAUAAAACCUCGAAAGUCAUGAAAAUGUAGUGUAAGGACAAGAAGCUAAUUAGAGUACGCAAGACUACUGUGUCUUGGCUGUUAUACACUUUUAGCACUCUGGCAGGACACCUGAGCAUCUGGUUGAUAAAUGUGGAUUCCCUCUCCUGACCCUUUCCCUUCAAGGAGCACCUAUGGGACGUUGCAAAAUCACAAAAUCGGACACUAAUCAGAUCCUUCUGCAGGAACUGGACAAAACCUCACUAUUACUUUGGCUCUCUGAAUUGAAAAUCUAAACCAAUUGAGGCUCUAAAGUUACUAAAAACACUACAGCGUGAUGUCUCAGUGUUCAGACUUCCCAUGUUCCUGUGAUCAUCAUGUCUUUAUUGUUGUUGUUUAGGGCUGAGAUCCUGUCAGUGUUGCAUUUCUUUUUUUUUUUCCUUCCCCAUCUGUGCACACAAAGUCGACACAGAGACACUCCUCGAGAUAAAAACAGACAAUAAAACAAAAAAAACACUUUUUCUGCCCUAACCAACGUGUGCCUUUUUGGAAAACCAUAACUAAGAAGACUUCAAUACCUUUGAUCAGGUUACUUCUGCUGAAACUGUAGUUUUGUAAAUGCUUCCUAGUUUUUUGGUUCCUCCCCCCGUGUUGUGCAUUUCUGUGAAUGUCUUGGUUUGCUAUAAAUUAAACGGGGAUUGUUUCAAUUGUAAGUCUUCUAGAUGAGAACCAGAGCAAGUUCACAAGAAGCUGUACAAAUAAUUUCCAAGGGGAUUUAAAAAACAAUAAUAAUAAUAAAAAAUAAGCAGCAUAUAAAUAAGAAAACAAUUAGGAAUGAAUGAGGGAUUAAAACUAAAGAGCACUACUGUCAUUAUAUGUCAGUUACUCUCAAAGAAUUAUUUAAUUGAUAAAAAACUAUAAGAAGUAAUACAGCACAAAAUUGAGAUGCUCAAUAACCUGAACUUGGCCCUCAUUUGCGUUUCUCCUCUUGGUAUCUUUUCGUGUGAUGCAUUUUCAGAAUUGCUAAAUGAGUAUAUUCAGUCUUCAGCUAAGACUUUCUACUUUCCUGUUAUUAAUGUGAUUAAGCAUGCAGUGGCAUUUGGCUCUAAACAAACCCAGCUGAACAAAUUCUAUCCCAAACUGUGAGCAAGUGGAAACUUUAAAAGAUGGGUUUUUUUUUUUUUUAAACAGCAGAACACACUGACCAAUAAUACCGGCGUACACUAUGUGAUAAGCACCAAUGAGGAUAAAAAGAUGUAUGUGCUCGUGCAUACGUUCCCAAAAUGCACUCGGAUGACGCUGUUAUUGUAAUAACCUUCGGUACAGUGAUUCCUUUUGUCUGUAAUAGUGUGUGCGUGCGUGUGUGUGUGUGUGUGUGUGUGUGAGGUCUGAACUCUGAUUCUGUAAAUCAGUUGUAUUUUAGUUUUCCAUUGUGUGGUUUUGGCUGUAAAUAAUUACGUAAGAUGGCUGUUCAUGCAAAAAGAAAAAAAAAAAAGGUUGAUCCCAUUUUGGAAGAUCUAUUUUGAGAUAUUACCUCAUAAUUGUGUUUGUUUAUUCCCUGAACCUUAACAAGACUUGCUGUUG